Prorocentrum cordatum is the source of this 2532-nucleotide messenger RNA. The record is from the annotation of a GenBank genome assembly. NCBI's taxonomy places the organism in Eukaryota, Dinophyceae, Prorocentrales, Prorocentraceae.
AUGUGCGGGAGUUGGACGUCGUGGUCGCGGAUGACGAGGACCGACAUAUGCCGGGCUGCGGCCGCAAGUGCGUUGAGGCGCUUUGGGUUCCAGGAGAGCCGCGUCCACGAGGCGGAGAGUGGCAACGAGGCGUUACAGAAGGUGCUCUCUCUGCAGGACGUCGCGGGGAACCGGACGCCCCUCAUCAUCUUCCUCAACAUGCGAAUGCUUGGUUCUGACGGUGCGGAGUCCGCUCGCAUCAUCGUCUCCCUGUUCCAGGGCCGGCGGCUCCUCCGCGAGCCCUUCCUGGUCUGCGCCUCGUCCAACCGAACGCAGCACGCAGACCACCACAGGCUGUUCCACGCCUCCGUGCCGAGGACCUUCGAGCUGGAGAGGUUGAGGCACAUGCUCGACCAGUGCCACACCUGGUGGUCUCAGGGCGGCGGCGAGCCCGGCAGGGUGUUGCUCGAGCCGUCCCUGAGGUCUGGCGGCGGUGCGGCCACGGCGCCCGUAUUCGGGACGUCCAAGCACUUCAAGCCCGAGCACUCGAACCUCCCGAGAAAGCUACCGAAGCGGCCUUCCUCCGCCAAGAGGUCUAUCGCCGAUUCGGCCACCACCUACACCUCCGAGGCGUGGAAAAGCCGGAGCCUGGAUUCACUGCCCGCAAUAGACUUCGGCGAGGAGGACCAACCCGAGAAGGCGCUGAGAACCACGUCCGAUGGCGUCCUGGCGAGGCCUGGCAACACCGUCGAGAGCCUCGGCUGCCUGCUGCCGCCUCGCCCUCCCUUCGAGGACGUGAAAAUGAUCUACCUCGUCGGCCGUGGGUCGUUCGGCAGAGUCUAUCGGGCACGCUGGGACGUGUCCACGGUCGCCCUCAAAGUCGUGGAGCACUACGAGAAGGAGCCCCACGCCCUGAUGGAGUUCGAGGGGUCGCUGUCCGCCACCCUGGCCCACCCCAAUCUCGUGCAGACCUUCAAGCACAGCAUCCGCGACGCACACGGCAGCUCCAGCUCCAGGGCGGACGCCCGGAGCGGCGCGCUGCGGGGCUCCGAGGUCUGGAUCGUGCAGGCCUUCGUGGCCACCAACGACUCCGAGAAGCAGGCCGCGCUCACGGCGCAGCGGUCUCGGCACGAGGUCAAGAUGAAGAUUGUGGCCGUUGUGUCGAAUGAAGAGGCGCUGAAGCCAGCAUAUGGAGCAGGACAAGGUCAAUCUCGCGGCGCCCAAGCAGCCUGGCGCACAUCUUUCGAGCAGAAAGACGGCGAGCUCAAGGCCUUCCACGAGGAGGUUGGGAACGCACAGGCGGAGGUGACUUCGCGCAUGGGGGCGAAGAAAAGGCGUCCCGAAACCAGCGGCGAGGCGGCCCCUGGCGGCGGCAACGCCGGCGCUGCUGCUGGCGCGGCCGCGGAGGGCGCCGCAGGCGAUGGCGGAGCCAGCCCCGAGGGUCUCGACGACGAGCUGCUCGAGCAAGAGGCGGCCAAGAUCUUCGAGGCGAGGUUCAGGGCCGCGGCUGCGGCGUCGUUCAGGGGCGACGGCAAGAGCGGCGCGGCGGCGGCAGCCAGCGGCAUCGGCGUCGGCGGCGCGCGCGACCAAGGCGGCGCCGUCAGCGCCGCCGGCCAAAGCCAGCGCUGGAGGCCUGCGGCGCCCAAGUCGUCUUUGCCAGGCAGCUCGGGGACUGACGGGGCCGCGGCGAAUCAGCCCCAGAGGGGCUCUUCGACCAGCGAGGCCACCGGCGCCAAGUCGCUCGGCAGCGCGACCUGCAUGGGCGACAAAGCUUGGGAGUUCAUCGCUCAUGGCGCUGCUGCGGACCACGAUUACAAUGCACAGUGCGAGACUCAAUCCCUCAAGUCGCUCAGCAAUCAGCUCUGCCAAAGUCGAAAGGGUUACCGCGAGGGCGACAAAGGUCGCGCAGGCGGCACUGCCUCCGACGACUCGCGCGAGGCCGGCGAGUGGGCGGCCGUCUCGACGCGCAUGCACCAGGGGCGUAAAGCCACGCGUGGCAUCCUGGGUUGCGCUUCCGUCAAGGUCCUCGGGCACAAGGUUUGCGCAGAGAUUAGCUCUGCGGCAUCCUACCUGCACAGCCGGGGCAUUAUCCACGGGGACCUGACGACGUCCAACGUGUUGUUGAUGGAGCGCAGGUGCCCGAAGCAGUACGUGACGAAGGUCACCGACUUCGGCCUGGCCCGUGUCCUCGACAACGGCGCCAGCAAGAUAGACACCGCCACGAUGGGCACGGUGACCUACAUGCCCCCCGAGCUGUUCCAGCUCGAGGGCAGCGCCCUGACCAAGAAGGUGGACGUGUACGCCUUCGGAGUCAUCACGUGGCAGCUGUGCACCAGCAGGACGAUCCCCUUCGAGGGCCUGCAGCCGACGCAGGUGGUCGUCACGGUCGCGGGGGGGGCCACCCUGGAGCUGCCUCAGGACGUGCCCGCACCGCUGGCGAAGGUGUACCAGCAGUGCGUCUCCCGGAAUCCAGAGGCACGGCCCUCGUUCGACACCGUGGUGCAGAAGUUGCUUGCAAUGUUCGCCGUGGACGAGGCGUCGUACGCCAACUAG